GAGCUGAGCAGAGCUAGUGACUGCAUGGUGGUUUCAAAAACUGCCUCCUUAAUUCAGAGAUAACAAUGGUUGGGAAGGCCAGAUCUUCUAAUUUUACCUUAUCUGAAAAGCUUGAUUUGCUAAAACUUGUGAAGCCGUAUGUUAAAAUUCUUGAAGAACAUACCAAUAAGCAUUCAGUAAUAGUGGAAAAAAACAAAUGCUGGGAUAUCAUAGCCGAUAACUACAAUGCCAUCGGAGUAGAUCGUCCUCCUCGUACUGCACAGGGCCUGCGCACGCUGUACAAGAGGCUCAAAGAAUAUGCCAAACAGGAGCUAUUGCAGCAAAAGGAGACCCAUUCAGAAUAUAAAAGCAGCAUUUCCGAGCCAACCAAGAAAGUUGUGGAGAUGAUUCCACAGAUUUCCAGUGUGUGUUUAAGAGACAGGAGCAGUUUUCAAAGUGCUAACAUAGAUAAAGAAACAGUUGCUGGUACCAGUUCCCCACAAGCAGUGUUGGAUCACCAUCCUGCCACAGUCACAAUGGAGUUGGAACCAGAAGAGGAUGUCAAACCUCCUCCUUCCUUGGCUGUAGAUUCACAGCAGAGUGAGGACUUAGAACAAGGAGAAGAACACCAAUUGGUGCAUGUUAUGGAGAGAUCUCCUUCAACUUCACUAUCAUCUGUUGAUAUGAGAAUGAUGUUGUCUUCAUCUCCCAUCCCAAGAAGAGAUGAUUUUUUUAGGCUUGAGGUCGGAGAACGCUUUAGGCCAGCGGGUGGGUAUGAGCCACAGAUGUUGCAAAUGCUGAAAGAGGAGCAUCAGAUAAUCUUGGAAAAUCAAAGAAAAAUUGGGCUUUAUGUCCAAGAAAAGAGGGAUGGCUUGAAAAGAAAGCAGCAGCUGGAAGAAGAGCUAUUGAAAGCAAAAAUCAAAGUAGAGAAGCUGAAGUCAAUAAGACUACGACGUGAUCUGCCAGAAUACAACAGUCUUUAAAUAUUUAUCAUCUCUGUCAUGUAAUCUGAGAUGUUUUAUUCUCUGAGAUACUUUCUAAUAAAUUCUUUUGGCCUAGCAAAAUGAUUUUUUAUGUUAAUUUGGAUGGAUCAGAAUCUAGCCUUGAAAAACGAAUGCAUGUUUUCCAUUUUGUUGUUUAUGUACAUUAGCAAAAAUGUCAAAUAUCUUUCACAGGUUUGAGUCUUCUCAAUAUUUCUAGUCUGAAGUAUAAUCAGAUACUGUAGUUCUAAAUGUGUAAGAUAAAAAAACUGCCUUUGGAAAUCUUCCACGGAACUUUUAUUAGACCUGGAACAAGCUAAUGAAAAUUUAGACAGGUGUUCUUAAAGAUGUUGAUUUUAUGCUUUAUUCUUUUUUCAAAGCAAUUCCUAUCCUUUUUAGUAUUCUUUAUGAAGUUAU
This is a messenger RNA of Chelonoidis abingdonii (Abingdon island giant tortoise), 1376 nucleotides long. It is a transcript of the gene FSBP, whose product is annotated as fibrinogen silencer binding protein. NCBI's taxonomy places the organism in Eukaryota, Metazoa, Chordata, Testudines, Testudinidae. Gene Ontology annotation, cellular component: nucleus. The record is from RefSeq and is a predicted model, not a curated record.